CUUCAGAGGAGUUUUGGAUCCGCACAGCGCGCUACCGGGCAGCAUGGACGCAGCAGCAGCGAGCAGCAGUACGCCGAUGCCAUCGACGACGCAUGUGAUGGACGUGGCCAAGAAGCUGCCAAGCGCGAGCAAGAAGCACUCGGGCAUGAACGGCGGGCGCUGGACCGACGAGGAGCACGAGAGCUUCCUCCUCGGGCUCAACCUCUACGGCCGCGAGUGGAAGCGAGUUGCGUCCAAGAUCAAGACGCGCACGUCGGCGCAGAUUCGAAGCCAUGCGCAAAAGUACUUUGCGAAAUUGGCCAAGGACGCCGAGAUGCAACUCUCGGGCGAAAAGGUCGAGAACCCGGUCAACAUGUCGGACGAAGACGACGCGAGCACUGCGCCGAGCGAGGCCGAGACUGACAUGGGCGACCACAGCCCGCCACGAAAGGCGCGGUCCGACUCGACCGACGCCAUCAUUCCGUCCCAAGAAGAGCUCCUCUCGACCGUCGUGUCGCCUGUGCUACGCGAACGCGUCUCGACGCUCGUCGACGCCGAAGUCUGCGCGCUCCAAGUGCUCUCGUGGUACGCAGCGUCGGCGACGACCACCAACAACACCAACUGUCCACCGACCAAGCGGCUGUGUAUCGAAGAAAAAAAGCACUUGACGCUCCAUAUCAAGAAGACGGGCGCGACGCUCAUCCCGCUCGUCCCGCGAGCGCCGCUCGUCGUGCUCUCGUCGAGUACGACGACCCCCCGCGUCCAUGCGGAUACCCUCACGCACUUUUCUGCCAUUAGUCUCUCCAAGUCCGUAUGAUUUAAGCAGCUUAUUUGUACCUA
This is a messenger RNA of Saprolegnia diclina VS20, 819 nucleotides long. RefSeq lists its product as hypothetical. The record is from RefSeq and is a predicted model, not a curated record. NCBI's taxonomy places the organism in Eukaryota, Oomycota, Saprolegniomycetes, Saprolegniales, Saprolegniaceae. Gene Ontology annotation, molecular function: DNA binding. The coding region runs from base 44 to 796 and encodes 250 amino acids. The transcript is spliced from 2 exons.